CACCUUGCGCCCUAGCCGGACUAGGGGCGUGUACGCAUUGACAAUUUGAGCGGUGAAGAAACUAACGUCUCAGAGGUACUUAGUAGCGUGGGGAAGUUAUGGAUUCCAUACCCGACCCCUCAGGGUCAAGGGUCCUCCGAGGCUCCAGCCGGUCACCAAGGUCACCAGACUCUGCGACCAAAAAGAAAACCGGCAAGCCGAGCAGCAAGAAGCCCAGCCUGCAGGAGGCCCGCAAGAAAGGGAGGAUGGACAGAAGCAAAGGAGAAGAGGAGAUGACCAACCAGCUCAAAAACCUGGACCUGCGCAGCAAGCCAAAAGCCACUGGGACUGGCCUGGUCUUCUCUGAUGCCUUUACUCACCAUCGUUGCCUCUGGGACACCAGCCAUCCCGAAUGUCCAGAGAGAGUGACCACCAUAAUGGACAUGACGGAGAAAGAGGGCCUGCUCUCCCGUUGUGUACGGGUGGAGGCCAGGGCUGCAACUGAAGAUGAGCUUUUAUUGGUUCACACGAAGGAGUAUCUGGAACUGAUGAAGUCUACGCAGAGAAUGAGCGAGAGUGAGCUCCGGUCUCUCUCUGAGACAUACGACUCGAUCUACCUCCACCCUGAGUUCUUCCUCUGCGCCACUCUGGCCGUUGGGUCCGUCCUUCAGCUUGUUGACAAAGUGAUGACAUCAGAGCUGAGGAACGGGUUCUCUGUUGCUAGACCUCCAGGCCACCACGCCCAGGUGGAUAAGAUGAACGGUUACUGCAUGUUCAAUAACCUGGCCAUCGCAGCACGCUACGCCCAACGACAGCACGGCCUGGAACGAGUUCUGAUUGUGGACUGGGAUGUGCAUCACGGCCAGGGGAUCCAGUACAUAUUUCAGGAGGAUCCCAGCGUGCUGUACUUCUCAGUGCACAGAUAUGAGCAGGGCUCGUUCUGGCCUCACCUGCCUGAGUCAGACAGCAGUGCGGUGGGAGUGGGGCAGGGAGAGGGCUACAACAUCAACCUGCCGUGGAACAAGAUCGGCAUGAAGGAUGGAGACUACCUCGCCGCCUUCCAGCAGCUGCUUCUGCCAGUGGCCUAUGAGUUCCAGCCCCAGCUGGUGCUUGUGGCCGCAGGCUUUGACUCUGUUGCCGGGGACCCAAAGGGAGAGAUGUCUGCCAGUCCGCAGUGCUUCUCCAUCCUCACCCACCUGCUGCAGGGCCUGGCGCAGGGCAGGCUGGUGCUCGCGCUGGAGGGAGGAUAUAACCUGCAGUCCUUGGCAGAAGGGGCGUGUGCCUGCAUGAGGUCACUGCUGGGAGACUCCUGCCCCCGCCUGGAGCCCCCACCAGCCCCCAGUGAGAGUGCUCUGAAGUCAAUAUCCCAGACUAUCUCCUCACUUUACCCCUUCUGGACCAGCCUGCAGAUACUGGAGGGGGGGACCCUCCGGGAGGGCGACCCUGUGACCCAGGCAGAGGGGGAUGGUCUCGGGCAGGGCUGGGGAAACGGCCCCGCCCAGGUCACAGGCCUGGUGUACGACCAGAGGAUGAUGGAGCACCACAACAUGUGGGACGCCCAUCACCCAGAACUUCCUCAGCGGAUUUUGCGUAUUUUCUCUCGGCACGAGGACCUGGGCCUGGUAUCCAGGUGCCAGCGGAUUCCGGCCCGCCUGGCCACUGAGGAGGAGCUGGCCAUGUGUCACAGCCGGGAACAUAUUGCCAAGAUCAAAUCAACGGAGGGCAUGAAGCCGAGAGACCUGCACAGGCUGGGAGACGAGUACAACUCCAUCUACAUCUGCGCUCAGAGCUACAGGAGUGCGCUGCUGGCUGCCGGGGCGUGCUUCAACGCGGCGCAGGCCGUACUGACCGGACAGGUGAGGAACGCGGCAGCCAUCGUGCGUCCCCCGGGUCACCACGCCGAGAAGGACGCCGCCUGCGGCUUCUGCUUCUUCAACACGGCGGCCCUGACCGCCCGCUACGCCCAGACCCUCGCCAAGAGGCCCCUCCGCGUCCUCAUCCUGGACUGGGAUGUUCACCAUGGCAACGGCACCCAGCACAUUUUCGAGGACGAUGACAGCGUGCUGUACGUCUCACUCCAUCGCUAUGACGACGGCCUGUUCUUCCCCUCCUCUGAGGAUGCAGACUGUGAUAGGGUGGGGCAGGGCAAGGGGCGGGGCUUCAAUGUCAACAUUCCCUGGAGUGGCGGCAAGAUGGGCGACUCAGAAUACCUGGCGGCCUUUCACACAGUGGUCAUGCCCAUCGCCAGACAGUUUGACCCAGAGCUGGUGUUGGUGUCUGCAGGGUUUGACGCAGCGCGGGGUGACCCGCUGGGAGGGUACCAAGUGACGCCUGAGGGUUACGCCCACCUGACGCACUUGCUGAUGAGCUUGGCAGGUGGCAGAGUGCUGCUCAUACUGGAGGGGGGCUACAACCUGAACUCAAUUUCCGAGUCCAUGUCCAUGUGCACCAGCAUGCUCCUGGGAGACGCGCCCCCCACCCUUCCUUCCCUGCAGCCUCCUCAUCCGAACGCAGCCAAGACCAUCAACCAUGUCCUGCGCACACAUGCCCCCUACUGGAGUUCCCUACGAAUACAAAUUCCUGAGUCUCUGCGCCUGUCCCUGCCCUCCCCCAACCCAAGGGGUAAACGAACCUCGGGAGGCAAAGGCAAAAAGUCACCGAAACAGAGAACCCCAGCAAAGAGUCCUGGGCAAGACUCACUACCCGUGACCCCGCUGCCAGCAGCAGCAACAACGCCAGCAUCGCCCCCUGUUGGCCCGGAGGACAAAGGACUGCAGGACAUCACACAGGGACUGCUCUCUCUGGACCUGGACAAAGCUGCUUCACCCAACUCCAGCCCUGCAUCAGUGCCUGUGGGAGGAGCCAGGCCAAAGGUUAAACCCACCAAUCCGCAGAGCCCAGGAGAGGGUGAAAGGUCAACGCCUGCUCAAUUAGUGCCUGAAAAAAGUGAGGUGGAAGAGAGUAUGUCCCACAGCCCGCUCCAUGGCCAGGCAGGGAUACAGCCAACCCCUGAGCCUGCCUCUGAUGCUGUUGCCAUGGCAGAUCCAGAGAGAGCAGAGCUGGAUGAAGCUUCUGGUUGGUCAAAAUCUUUGAAGGAUCAGCCAGUCUUUGAGCUUUUCUGUGGAGGCCAGAACAUGGAGGGGGGGACAAUGUUUAUGGUGGAACCCUUGCCAUGGUGCCCUCAUCUGGAGGCUGUGAGACCCUUGCCUGCCGGGGGCAUAGAUGUAUUUCUGCCUUGUGAGGACUGCGGUACAGAUGCUGAGAACUGGAUCUGUCUCAGCUGCUACAAGGUGUACUGUGGCCGCUACGUGAACCAGCACAUGGUGACCCACGGCCUGGUCUCAGAACACCCGCUGGUGCUCAGCUUUUCGGACCUGUCUGUCUGGUGCUAUUCCUGCGAGGCCUAUGUUCACAACAAGGUGCUAUAUGAAGCCCGAAAUGCUGCUCAUCUCGUCAAAUUUGGGGAGGAUAUUCCCCACGCCGACGAGCGCAACUGAGAGCACAGAGGCGAACUGGCGGGCAGAGGGAGGGGCGGUGCAUGAGGGAGGAGGACUGAGGGAGGAGAGUGAAGGGAGCACUUUUACCGAUCGCAUGAGCGACAGAUUGGCUGGGGAGUGAGUGAGUAUGUGGACGAGGGAGAGAGUGUAUGUAUGCGUAUGUGAGUGUGUGUGUG
Molecule: messenger RNA, 3652 nt
Organism: Megalops cyprinoides (Indo-Pacific tarpon)
Lineage: Eukaryota; Metazoa; Chordata; Actinopteri; Elopiformes; Megalopidae
Gene: hdac6
Product: histone deacetylase 6
Exons: 28
Coding region: 99-3476 (1125 amino acids)
Biological process (GO): chromatin organization
Cellular component (GO): histone deacetylase complex
Molecular function (GO): zinc ion binding; histone deacetylase activity
Source: RefSeq, a predicted model, not a curated record